Labrus mixtus (cuckoo wrasse) is the source of this 792-nucleotide messenger RNA. It is a transcript of the gene selenok, whose product is annotated as selenoprotein K. The record is from RefSeq and is a predicted model, not a curated record. Gene Ontology annotation, biological process: calcium ion transport; endoplasmic reticulum calcium ion homeostasis. The transcript is spliced from 5 exons. NCBI's taxonomy places the organism in Eukaryota, Metazoa, Chordata, Actinopteri, Labriformes, Labridae. Gene Ontology annotation, cellular component: endoplasmic reticulum membrane; Golgi apparatus.
AACGUUGGUUGCGAUCGGCCCAUUUAAAACCCAAGAAGAAGACUACUUCCGGGUUGUUGUACAUCCUGUGCGGAUACGAUACGUGUAUUAGAGAGUAGCCUGUGCGUUUCUGUAAACACGGCUACGUGAUUUAAAAAUGGUGUACGUUUCCAACGGUCAGGUCCUGAACAGCAGGACUCAGUCACCAUGGAGACUGUCCCUACUGGUCGAUCUUUUCUGGGGAGCAGUGGAGUUUUUUGGCCUUUUUUUUAAGACCAUGAUUCACCCUGACAUGACAAAGGACGGAUAUGGUGGUUCAUUACGCAUGAGUGAUGGCAGAGGUCCUCCAGGUCCCCCCGGUGGCAGGAGAAGUAUUGGAAGAAUAAACCACGGUGCAGGUCCCAACGCUCCACCAAUGGGUGGAGGAGGAUGAGGAAGGUAAACGCCUACACGUCCAGUGUAGGCGUGGGGCCGGGCACAGUGUCCUUUUCCUGAGAUCUUAACAGAGAAUGUGACAUCAGUGCUGAAGCCCCCCCUUCAUCUGCUGCCGCUGCCACAAGCAGUUUCUUGACGCCUUUCUGGGAAGACCUACUCAUAGGGUCCAGAACGGCUGAUACAGCAGCAAGCCACAUCACCCCCCCCCCCCCCCCCCCUCUGUUUUUUUUCUGCCUUUGCCCCUUUAAACUUUCCUCCACCACCAGACAUCAGUCUCCUAGUGUGUCACUUUUUGUCAUAACCCCUCUAUCAUGAAUCAUAAAGGUAGUUUGUUUUGUGUAACGCUGUUUAAUUAAAACUGUCUACUUUUCAAAUGUG